Limanda limanda (common dab) is the source of this 6123-nucleotide messenger RNA. It is a transcript of the gene sypl2a, whose product is annotated as synaptophysin-like 2a. The transcript is spliced from 6 exons. The coding region runs from base 172 to 885 and encodes 237 amino acids. Lineage: Eukaryota; Metazoa; Chordata; Actinopteri; Pleuronectiformes; Pleuronectidae. The record is from RefSeq and is a predicted model, not a curated record. Gene Ontology annotation, cellular component: synaptic vesicle; synaptic vesicle membrane.
GAUGACUGUAGGCUGAGUUUAUCAGUCACUCGCCUGCUGCAGCUCUGCUUCUCGCUGACAGUCAGCCAGUAGCCGCUGGAUCGUAGUUCACAACACGAACAAGUGGGAUUUACAACCGAGCUCAACUUCAGGAGUUAACAACAAACGACACUGUGGUUGUUUCACGCCCCAAUGGAGACUGUUCAGAAAUUGGUGUCUGGAUUCUCUGUCGACCUGGGACCACUGAAAGAACCUCUUGGGUUUAUUCGUGUCCUAGAAUGGGUCUUUACCAUCUUUGCCUUCUCUACCACUGGAGGUUACUUUGGGACAACCCACUUCAGUGUCAAAUGUGGAGACAAGGAACCACAGGAUGUUAAGGCUGUGUUUGCAUACCCAUUCAGGUUGUCAGCUUACCCAUAUAAGAUACCAUUGUGUAAUGGUAGCCAAUCCGAUGAGACCUACCUGCAGGGAGACUUCUCCUCCUCGGCAGAGUUCUUUGUGUGUGUCAGCGUAUUUGGGUUUCUUUAUUGCACCGCCACGCUAGUCCUCUACCUGGGCUACCAGAAUGUUUACCGCCAGACCACCCGCGGCCCCAUCAUUGACCUUGUGGUGACCGCUGCCUUUGCCUUCCUGUGGCUUGUGUCCUCCUCAGCUUGGGGCAAAGGCCUGACUGAUGUCAAAUGGGCCACUAACCCUGAGCACUUAGUGGAGCAAUGCAAGGGCUUCUGUCACCCAGGAGAGUUUCCUUCCAUGGGCCGCCUCAAUGCCUCUGUGAUAUUUGGCUUCUUGAAUUUGAUCCUGUGGGCAGGUAACUGCUGGUUCAUUUACAAAGAGACUGUUUUCCACAAGGAUCCCAACCCACCGCCCCCAUUGGAGGAAGUAGAGGCGCCUUACCCAGAACACUGAGGUUCCUCAGGCAAUCGCCUGCACCCACAGCUGAAAAGCUCUUUGCCCAACACUGGUCUCCUGCAGUUGUGAUUAAGAAUCCCUUAAUAAUAAAAAGAUUUGUCAAUUACAAAUAGCCGAAGUUAACCUCAAAACCUGAAAAAUCUUAAACCCCAGUGCCCAUGUGCCUUGAAAACACUAAGUGUGAAUACAAACUAAAUUCUUAACACUAUCUACCACAAGACUUUAUGUGACUGUAGCCUGAAACCUAAACUGUAUGUAAGUGGUGUUCAGCAGAGCAGACCUGUACAGUAUUUUUGCUUUAACAGCGUCUUCCGUUAUCUGCUCUUCAGGGAGCCACCCAGUGAUGAAAUUGUGAUGUAAGAACAUAUAAUCUCUGCUGGUCCUCUUCUGGAAAAGGGAAAGGACUAAUAUAAGUUGAAAUUAAAAACAUUCUCACAUCCAAUAAAAUUCGAUAAAAAGCAACAUCCAGACUAUAUGAAUUAUGUGGGAUUAGAUGCACUUGUGGUUUCUCUCUUGAGCAGGAUUAUUGUAGGCCCUUCUCUUGCAUUCAUUUAUCUGUAAGAGCAGAACGCUACAAUACAGAUUCUAACUACUUUAUUUUAAUUUCAAUAAAUGACUCAGCCUCAAGGUUAAAAUAUGUUGUAUGCUAUUUUUCCUCCAGUUAUAGAAACAGUCAUAACAUUCCCCCACCUCUGAGUCCUAUAAGAAACACUGCAAUAUGUUAGAAAACCACAUAUAUGUUAAACUUUCAAUUCACUUGGAUUUUCCUGUGCUUAAAAUAGAAAACACACAAACAUGGAAAACAUCACACUCCAAUCUGCUUUACCUCAGGAGGGGAAGCAAAGCUUUUGACUUUUGAAAUAGUUAUUUUCAGUGAUGUUACAGCUUGUGACAGCAUUUGCCACACUACUGUGUCCAGGCCAAGGCAGGCUCUCUACAUGUUUACUCCCACAGCUAAUGUAUUGAUGUCAGGUUAAACCUCAUUUAGUUCCUGUUAGUUCAAAAUGUUAUAUUUAAACUAGUCUGUAACAGUAAGGCUCCCCCUUGUUUGCAAAAUGAGACUUUAUUUACAUUAUUAUAUACAGGUUAUUGUAUUCUUUCUACAUUAUUUGGUCUGUUGUAUUUUUUAAAAAACACUGUUGGGUUUCUGUUUGUAUUGUCCAAUGAAAAAUGAUCAGUGUGCAACUUUUUUUUCCCUUACAUUUUUUGAGAUGUCACAUUCAUUGUACCAUUGUGUGUCAAAAGGGGCACGAUGUGGAUGGCAGAUUGAUGUAAUCCUGCUGUGUUUCUUUAUUACUCCUUCACCUAUUUUUUCUGUACAUGUAACUUGCAACAGUGCAGUAGAUAGCACUGGUUUUCUAUAGCUUUUCUAAUGAAGAAUGUCAGUGUUAAGGCAUAAGAAAAACAAAACAAAAUCACGCCUGACCCUAACACCACAAUACUAUAUUGAGUCACUGUUGACUCGGAGGGCCUGAAUUACCCUUAUGAAGUAUAUGUGUAUUAAUAGAUCGAACAGUGACUCAUAUGGCAACUAUCUGUGCAGCUUUAUUAUUUCAUACCCUUUUGAAUGUAAGGUAUUGUUUGAGGCACUAUAAGUAAAGUAAUAUAAUUCCACGUAUUUACAUUGAUUAUAUAUUUAUAUAUAUAUUAAUGAAUCAUUUAGUGUUGUUAGAAUGACAGCUUGAUAUGUCAAAAGUAACAUACAAGUUAGGCCAACAAAUCCGAAAGGAUUUACUUUGUCAGACCUAGAAGACUUUGCAACUGUUGAUAUGUGAAUUGGAAAAUGACAUAUCUAUUAUUCAAUUCAUUUUUAAUUCAAUUUUGUUUGCAUAGUCCCAAAUCUCAAGGCAGUAAUGUUGAGAUCUUACGAUAUUAUAGAGAAACCAAACAGUUCCCACACCAAACAAUUUCUUUGACAACCGGGGAGUGGGCGAGAGAGAAGUGCUUUAUGAAUGAUGGGAGUUCCCCCAGCAGUUUAGAUAACUAUAUCAUAACUAAGGGAUGGUUUAGGGCUCACCAGAGUCAUAACUAUAGGCUCUAUCAAAGUGAAACGUUGUUAGUCUCACCUUAAAUGUUGAGACCUUGUCCACCUCCAGAACCCAAACUGGUAGUGGGUUCCAGGAGAGGAGCCUGGUAGCUGAGGGCUCUUCUCCUACUCUUACAGUACGGAGCUAAAUUUAUGCCAAAACUUAUCAAACAAACAAUGUUUUACAAAUUCCCCACCUUUCACUUACAAACACUGUGAGGUUUGCAAAUAGAAAAACACAUUAUAAACUAAUGCAUUUAGUUUCACAAAUACAAAACGCACUUCACAAACAAAUACACAUAUUUCUAAUAAAUAAUGCUUCAGCAUUUCAUGCAAGUACAAAAAUAAAUCCCACAAGGACAAAAAUAUGUGUCGUACAUGUAUUAAAAAUACAUCUGAAAAGUAGGACACUAAACAAAUCACGUGAAUUUUGUCACGUUUUUCCGCUGUUGUGUAGGGUUAGGGUUAGCGCUUUUCUAGUCUUGAUCUCAACAAAAGAGGGCUCCUCUUCCAUGAACACCAACAAAGCAUAUACCAUAUAUCUACUGUUAAAUUUUCCUCGCCAACAUUUGAAGAUAAAAGCUGGUUUUAAAAUUACUUCAAAGUCUUUUUAACUGAUCUACAGUUCAGCAUUACUGUUGAACUUGCUGGACCUGGCAAUAUAGAAUUAUAGAAUUAUAUUGCCAGGUCCAGCUCGUUAUUUAAAGAACAAGUAUUCAGGGUAAGGAGUGGAAAUGACACCAUUCUCCCUAUAUCAAGGCAGUGUUGCUUUAAAUGAUCUAUUCUCUAUCCCUUUUUGUUCUGUGAACAUCUUUUUUGUUUUUGUAUAAACAAAAUCAAUAAGGACAAAUCUAAUGUAAGUAAUAUAAUCCUAAAGACGUUAGAGCUGCAAUUUAAUUUAAAUACCAAGAUUUUCUCUUUUAGAUUUAAACCUUGUAAUGUUUAAUAUUUGUUUCAUCCACAAAUAUUUGACAACUAAAGCUCUGGCCACUAGAGGGCGCUCUGACUCUUGUGUAGUGAUUUCUGCUGAUGGUUACUAGCACCUCCAAUAAAUGGCAAGAGUGACGAUGUAGAGAGGAUUGUCAAAAGGCAAUGACGACUUUAGUGUAUGCUGCAUGUUUGAGGAAAGCUUAAUCUUUAUUCCUGUCUGGCUUUAUCUAGAGCACAGUAUUGUAAAAGGUUGAAAACAGUUCAACCAGUUUUGAAAUAAUAUUUCCCCGGUUCAUAAUCCCAUCUUCAAUUUGGUCAAAGUGAAGGUUUCAUUUUAAAAUGGUGUAAGACAGUGUACUGAUGAAGAGCUAACUGAAAGUAGGCAUCCCUCAACACGAAUGAUGAUGCCAAUCUGGCUUUAAAUAAAUUUGAAAUAUGCAUAACCAGCCCACUAAACGGAGACGUCAAAAGAAGUAGCCCAGUGGAAAAUGUGGUGGCAAUGAUGUAAAGAUAAGAUAAUCAGUAUUUCUCGUUUGUGGAAGUUGUCAGAAGUGCUCGAGUAAAAGCUUCCAACACAAUGAAAUUACACAAGUGUAUGCAGCAAGUACUUAUAGUAAGAAUUAAUGAUAUUAUUUAUGAUAUUAUAUUUUGUUAAUACUGAUACAAUAAUGUGUCAGCAGCAUCUUAUUCUGUUCCAAUUGUUCAAGGUUAAUGCAUGUCAAGGUAGCUUGGACCGGUCAGUGAAAAGUGUUUCAUUGGGGGGAAAAGUCUGUAAUAUUUUUCUUCCCUAUAACUAUCAUUUACUAGUUGUGUCUAAACAUGAAAUAAAUCAUUAAUAACACACUCCAGUAAAGUUGCAUUCAGAUCUAACUGUUAAUUAAUGUAUUUGUUAACUAAUUUAAAGCCUGUAUAAACAGAUACAGUUGUGCAGAUACAGUCAUAAUAAUAAUAUAUUUUUUGUAGUUUGUAAAAGAUAAAAAAAUCAACAAUAUCUUUAAAUAAAACAAUAGCUGCUCUGAGAGCCAGCCUAACAAAUAUUACCACUCAAAAUCUCUAGGAUCUUCCUGCCCAUGAGUAGGUGAGGUGAUUAGCAUGAUGAAGUCUUUCAAUUCGACUCAAUUCAUAUUUUAUUUAUCUCGCACCAAAUAAUAACAUACAUUUUCUUCAGGCAUUUUACUUGUUAAAGUAAAUGGUAAAUGGUUUUGUAUUUAUAUAGCGCUUUUCUAGUCUUGAUGACCACUCAAAGGGCUUUACAGAACAUUUUUACAAUCACCGACACACACACAUUCAUACAGUGCAUCUAUUAGCAGCACUCUUGUUGUUCUAUGAGGGCCAAUUCAGGGUUCAGCAUCUUGCUCAAGGACACUUCGGCAUGCAGAUGGGAAAGACCGGGGAUCGAACUACCGACCUUCAGGUUGGAGGACGACCGCUCUACCCCUCAGCCACAGCCGCCCAAGGUCAAGAACUUAAUAAUAUUAGACAAACCCAACAGUUCCCACAAUGAGCAGCACUUUGGUGAUUGUGGAGAGAAACCCUGUCCCAAGCAAGGCCCUGACACAUAUUUGUGAUCAUCACCAUAUCAACUACCAUUUGUACCAUGACAACUCACCACUGUAUACCUCGGUUUCUAUUAUCAGUUUAAAUUAUUUGAGGACUAUUAUGCAAACUUUAAAACUGGAUUACUGAUUCACAUUUACAUUAAAAAGAUGCUGAAAUGCUCAUUUGUGCCUUUCUUACUUGCUAAAUUGGAUUACCUAAAAGGGAUAAUUACUAUAGCUGGUUCAAAAUGCUAUAGCUAGAAAGAAAGCAGAUAAAUAUACACACUGAAGACCCUACACUGGCUACCUGCACCUUUCAGAAAGGAUUUUAAAGCUAUUUCAAUUGUCUAGAAGCUUUUGACUUUUGAGCUUUUGUUUUUUUACCAAGUAUUGACUCAGGGGGGUGACUUACUUAUGCACCCAACGGAUGUCAACUUUUUUGUUCUCAUUAUUGUUGUGUCACAAUUAAAGGUAUUUUGCACCUUCAAAGUACUAUGCAUAUUGUGUUGAUCAAAUGGUAAAAAGUCUGUUUCAGUCUAUUUGAAUUAUUUCAGAUUGUAACAGUGCAAAAUGGGAAAAAUAUAUAUAUUAUUUUUGGACAUUAGUGCACAUGGUUCACAUGCACUGUUGUGACAUAUGGACACAUGGACAGUGGUCCACGGUCAAUAUCAUUUUAUUUACAGUGGUUGCUUAUAAAAUAAUAAAAAAAUUAGAGUAAACCCUAACCCUAACUUAACUUGA